Melozone crissalis (California towhee) is the source of this 1044-nucleotide messenger RNA. RefSeq names its product dynein regulatory complex protein 1-like. Lineage: Eukaryota; Metazoa; Chordata; Aves; Passeriformes; Passerellidae. Gene Ontology annotation, cellular component: axonemal dynein complex; axoneme. The record is from RefSeq and is a predicted model, not a curated record. The annotation marks the transcript as partial. The transcript is spliced from 6 exons. Gene Ontology annotation, biological process: regulation of cilium movement; cilium-dependent cell motility; axonemal dynein complex assembly.
AUGCGCGGUAACGGAGGCGCAACCUGCGCCCCGGUGUGCUCAUGGAGCCGGGGGCGGACGGGGUGGGUCCAGGCCCGAGCGUGGAGCCCGCGGAGCCCGAACCGGAGCCUGAGCUCGAUCCUAAAGUCCGUCCCGAGCCGGAUCCCGGUGCUGAUCCCGGUACCGGUCCCGGUGCCGUUUCCCGAUCCCGAUUCCGCUCCCCGUCCCGGUCCCGGUCCCGGUCCCGGUCCCGGUCCCGGUCCCGAUGCCGGUCCCGGUCCCGUUCCCGAUGCCGUUCUCGACGCCGUUCCCGGUCCCGUUCCCGAUGCCGGUACCGAUGCCGUUCCCGAUGCCGGUAUCGGUCCCGGUUCCCGUGCCGGUUCCAGAGCGGAUUGGCAGCUGCAGCAGCGAAUCGCCGCCCGCCGGAACCGCAUCGAUGCCCGGCGCCGGGAAGCGCUUGGAGAGAAGGUGGAGCAGGACGAGGAGCAGGCGGAGGAGGAGGAGAAGGGGAAGAGCCUGAAGCUGGUCGAGGAGACCGAGAGGGCCCUGGCCAAGCUCCUUUUCCACGGGACGCAGCUGCUGACCAACGUCCAGGUGGAAUCCGACCUCCGGGAAUCGCAGCGGCGGGAAAAGGACAGGCAGGACAAGCGCAGGAGGCUGGAGAAGCUGGAGGCGGACGCCGAGCACGGCACGCAGAAGCUGGUGGAGAUCAACUCCAGGUGGGGCCUGGCGGGGGAGCUGAAGGCGCCGCAGGAGCUGUGGGAGCUGCUGGAGCAGCAGCGCCAGGAGUGCGAGCAGCUCCUGGCCAGGAAGAACCAGCUCAUCCAGGAGCUCCAGGAGGAGCUGAAGGCCAGGGACGCGCUGUACGAGCAGACCCUGCGCGAGCAGGCCGAGGCCACCCGGGUGCUCCUGGAGAGGAUGGAGGAACAAACGCGGUCCAUGCUCAAAUCCUACCGGCACCACCUCCGGCACAUCGAGAAAACGUUGGAGGAGGAGCGGCGGGAGAUGCUGACGAGCAACAGGAACCGGUGGAACGAGGCCAUGAGGGCGCACAACGAGCAGGAG